AGUGCGCGUGUGAGGACGGGGCCGUCUCACGCUGCUCACAGGUGAGCCGUGUGGACCCGCAGCUCUCACAGCUCCUGUGUGCGGCACUGGUACGCGGUAGAUCUGGGCAAGACCCCGGGGCCAUGAACGGAUGGUCCGAUUCCUGCCACGUUCUGGAAUGUGGUCGAGGAACACGCUGAUUUCUCAGCCUUCUGGAAGGGAUGCCUUGAAUUAUUCAGCCUGCGGUGCAGAUCUCUGGAGAACACAGCCUUGCGGCUACUUUAAUCACUGGAAAGGUUCGGAGUCAGUUAUAAUCAAGCCAGAGUCAAUGUGGAAAUGCUCGUCUCUGAAAAGGAAGCCCAAGGAGAUAAAAUCGGAAUGGAGAGACAGAGGAGGAAUCUUUGAGUAUGCAGAUGGCCCCAAUGCCCAGGUCAUGAAUGCCGAGGAACAUGCCUUUCGAUUUUCUGCCAACAUCAUCAACAGGAACAGGACCCUGUUGCCCAACACAACCUUGACUUAUGACAUCCAGAGGAUUCACUUCCAUGACAGCUUUGAGGCAACCAAGAAGGCCUGUGACCAGCUGGCGCUGGGUGUGGUGGCGAUCUUUGGGCCGUCACAGGGCUCUUGCACCAACGCCGUCCAGUCCAUCUGCAACGCCCUGGAGGUGCCUCACAUCCAGCUGCGCUGGAAGCAUCACCCACUGGACAACAAGGACACCUUCUACGUGAACCUCUAUCCCGACUAUGCCUCACUCAGCCACGCCAUCCUGGACCUGGUCCAGCACCUCAAGUGGCGGUCGGCCACCGUGGUCUAUGACGACAGUACAGGGCUCAUCCGGCUGCAGGAGCUCAUCAUGGCCCCGUCAAGAUACAACAUCCGCCUGAAGAUCCGCCAGCUCCCCAUCGACUCCGACGACUCUCGCCCCCUGCUCAAGGAGAUGAAACGUGGCCGGGAGUUCCGCAUCAUCUUCGACUGCAGCCACACCAUGGCAGCCCAGAUCCUCAAGCAGGCUAUGGCCAUGGGCAUGAUGACCGAGUACUACCACUUCAUCUUCACCACUCUGGAUCUCUACGCGCUAGACCUGGAGCCCUACCGCUACUCAGGGGUGAACCUGACGGGGUUCCGCAUCCUCAACGUGGACAACCCCCACGUCUCGGCCAUCGUGGAGAAGUGGUCCAUGGAGCGGUUGCAGGCGGCUCCCCGGGCAGAGUCCGGGCUGUUGGACGGAGUGAUGAUGACCGACGCCGCCUUACUGUACGACGCUGUACACAUCGUAUCCGUGUGCUACCAGCGGGCUCCCCAGAUGACGGUGAACUCCCUGCAGUGCCACCGGCACAAGGCCUGGCGUUUUGGUGGCCGCUUCAUGAACUUCAUCAAAGAGGCUCAGUGGGAAGGAUUAACUGGACGGAUUGUUUUCAACAAAACCAGUGGCUUGCGGACAGAUUUUGAUCUGGACAUCGUCAGCCUGAAGGAGGAUGGCCUAGAGAAGGUGGGUGUGUGGAGUCCUGCUGAUGGGCUCAACAUUACGGAGGUUGCCAAGGGCCGAGGCCCUAACGUCACUGAUUCUCUGACAAACAGAUCUCUCAUUGUCACCACUGUGCUGGAUCCCUCCAGCUGUGACAGGUGCUGUGGCCAGAUCCAGAGAGCCUGGUGGGUGCCGUGCUCGGCAGUGUCCCAUCCCAAAAACUGGUACCACGACCCCACUGCCUGAAUGGACUUGCAUUCCAACCUCUCCCCAUGCCUUCCUCUCUCCUUCACUCUUUCUGCUCCUUCAGAAGGAGGAUUGA
Molecule: messenger RNA, 1766 nt
Organism: Fukomys damarensis (Damara mole-rat)
Lineage: Eukaryota; Metazoa; Chordata; Mammalia; Rodentia; Bathyergidae
Gene: Grik3
Product: glutamate ionotropic receptor kainate type subunit 3
Exons: 11
Coding region: 131-1690 (519 amino acids)
Biological process (GO): synaptic transmission, glutamatergic; modulation of chemical synaptic transmission
Cellular component (GO): kainate selective glutamate receptor complex; plasma membrane; postsynaptic membrane
Molecular function (GO): kainate selective glutamate receptor activity; transmitter-gated monoatomic ion channel activity involved in regulation of postsynaptic membrane potential
Source: RefSeq, a predicted model, not a curated record